This is a messenger RNA of Acanthaster planci (crown-of-thorns starfish), 5103 nucleotides long. RefSeq names its product ficolin-2-like. NCBI's taxonomy places the organism in Eukaryota, Metazoa, Echinodermata, Asteroidea, Valvatida, Acanthasteridae. The record is from RefSeq and is a predicted model, not a curated record.
UGCAAAUGUAGAAUCGUAUACUUUAGUAUUUUACCACGGAGACAAUCCUGCCCGGUUCAUCUAGGUGGAAGGUCGAAAGGAAAAUUUAAGGAACCGACUCAUCCAACAGGACUAAAUCCCUGUUGCGUCAUUUUGCUUUAAAAGUCACUGGUGUACGUGCAGCAAGCGUAUGUCGGGGCUGUUUCAGGAGGCUUCUUUCCUAAAUAUAAUAGGCUCAGACGAACUUCGACGGUUUCUCUUUUUUUCUCUGCUUGCCGCGCUCUGCAACAUCCGUGGAGGUUCUCCAUCCAAAUUGAGGCUUAGCUGACGUGAUGGUUGUGGAACUUACGAAGAUGUUAUUUGCACUGGGAGUGAUUAUCAUCGCUGCUGCAACAACCUCAGUUUCUGCAAAAGUCUGUGUUCUCGGUACGGAGCCCGACCCUGGUGACGGCGGCAGGGUCAAAUUCGUCAUUCCGCCGGGGGAUCCGUGUACCUGCGCCGAGGUCAGACUGGGUGGUCACAAUGCCUACGCUCCGCCGAGACCGCGAGGAACGGUCUAUGUCGGCAUAGGUGACCUGCAAAAGAUCUCUGCAGACGGACUGCGUGAGCAUUUCCCUUGCACUACGAACAAACCGGAGAGAACUUCGACUUCAAAUCCGCGGGAAUCGACGCCUAAAGUGACCACAGGUGAAAAAGGAUUGACAACUAAAGUCACCACCCGUGCGCAGGGGUCGACUUCUGAAGUCGCUACCAUAAUCACAGAAGCAGAUUCGACACAUGUCGUAUCGACACUCCACGAGACAACAAUGGCGCCAGAGCUGACGGAGCCUGCGGCAAAUUGUCAGGAGAUCUUGGAUGCUGGUAUAAGCACUAGCGGUGUAUACACCAUUCAGCAUAACGGUGAGACCAUGCAGGUCUACUGCAGUAUGGAGUCUGAUGCCAGCUAUAUAGAGUACGCCGAGGGUUUCGGCGAUCUGACCGGGGAGUUCUGGCUGGGUAGCGAGAAGCUGCAUGAUCUGACUCGUAAUGGCUCAUGGGAGCUGGUCAUUACUCUGAGGGCGUUCGAUGGACAGAAUGCCACAGUGUUUCAACGACGCAUCAAUGGUUCCGUUAGCUUCAACCGCACUUGGCAGGAGUACGCCGAGGGUUUCGGCGAUCUGACCGGGGAGUUCUGGCUGGGCAACGAGAAGCUGUAUGAUCUGACUCGUACUGGCAAAUGGGAGCUGGUCAUUACUCUGAGGGCGUUCGAUGGACAGAAUGCCACGGUUCGUUAUGAGGACUUUAAAAUAGAGUCAGUGGGUGAAAAGUACAAGCUUGACGUAGGCAGUCUCCAUACAGAUGCAGGACAUGCAGGUGAUUCACUCCUCAACGGGCAGGAAUUCUCGACUAUGGACUGCGACAACGAUGAAUCUGGAAGUAGAAACUGCGCUGCAAUGUUCCAUGGGGGCUGGUGGUACAAGAAAUGUAAUAGCAACAAAACCGGGAGCAACUUGAACGGCUUGUACCACAGCAGCCCAAAUGUCAGUGACUACCAGGGGAUACAGCGGGUCUCCUUGAGAGGGGAAAGUUACUCUCUGAAAGGGUGUGAAAUGAAGAUAAGAUGUGGGCCUUAAAACGGUGGUGGAAAUGGUGGGAGUGGUGGACGUGGUAUGGGUGGUGAAAGUAGUCAAACCUCAAAUGAGCUACAGCCCGUUGGACAUUAGAAUACAUGUCCAAAAGUAAUGAAAAAUUCCUAUUAAGAGGAAAUUAACUGCAGCCAAUAAUGUCAUGGUUUCCCGUAACAUGUACUUCACCGUCAUUACGAAUGUAAAAAGCAAGUUAAUUAAAUUUUUGGCAAGCGGUUCACGUGCCUAUAAUUUCCCGUGCAUUUAUGGAAAAUUGUGGGCAUCCAUGGCAGCCUGCAGGUAUUUCACGUGAAAUGAUGAGAUUUUGAUUUCUAAAUAGUGGGGCUUUAUAUUGAUUGUCUGGCAAGUAGCCAGAGUCCUGACUACUUGUUGCAAAAUAAGAAUGUUCCGUGUAGGUUCCAGCACAAAAUGGCCGUUUAUUGAAACACUGGUAAGAUAAUGGUCAAGUUAGAAAGACCUCUGCAAUAUCAUAGUUUUCAAAGUCCCACAUAAAUUUUCAAUUACAUUUUGCUGUCCUAGUUUUGUGUCUUUUGUUGUCCCAAAUUUUACUCCAAUAAAAUUACAAGUCCUGCAAAAUAUGGAAUUAAUGUGUUUCCUCAAGAAAAUAUUACUAUACCAGUCAAAGAAUAAUCUCCACAGUUCACAUACACAAACAUUAAUUCAGUAUUCUUACUAUUUAUACUUUACUUUAUGUUACCAUAUUAACCAAUUUUAUCCCAGAGGUUGUGACUAUCUAGCCUGACCAAGAACAGUCACUAUCAUCUCAAUCACGUGGUCCCAGUAAGUUGCUUUAUUACAUGCGCAAAAAUUCUCAUAAUUAACGUAGAAUAAGUUUAUUAAGAAUGACUACAAAAUGGGAAGAGAGUCGAAGUAAAAUGAGCUGGAAUAAUCAGUCAUGUUGCUCGCACUGCCUGACGCUUUUAUUUUCUGAGCUAAAUGACAGGCUGUUCUUGUAACGUUCUUAAUUAUGAACUCAUGUUCCUAAGUCUCAUCUGUAUGGUUUGUAGCUGGUAACGUGUUAGAGAUGAGCGAGUGCAGAUUUCGUAUUUCCUUUGCCAGGGUAUGGGCGUUCUCUCCCCCUCCUUGCAUGAUUGUAUUUCAAGCUGCAGCGACAUGGGUCUGCCUGCAGCUGAGCAAGUUACGCAGUUGGGAGACAUACAUCCUGUGUGUACAAUGAAAUGUUUUCCCUUGUUUGCCAGGCUUUCUUUUUCUUCGACAACACCUUUUUUUUAAUUUUUGCGCUGGAGCCAAAGGGGGGACAGCCACCCUGACCCAAAUCAGCUCCUGAGUUAAGCCUUUAUCAGUCUAAUUUCAACUUGGUGUUACUAUGUAGUGGAUGGAAUAGAAUGUUAUUAAGUUGUAUACUUGAUUGAAAUGUUUGUGCAAUCUAUGAAAUGUUAACUACUUUCUAUCUUUUGUGAUACUGUCAGACGUACGUUACUGAAAUCAACCGUAUUUUGGGGUAUUUUUAGAUCAAGUAACUUUCUAAAUACCCAUUUCCAUGAGCGUAAUCCCGGGUGGAGCAAAAACUCAAGGGGGGUUGGGGAGAAUUUUUCAGAUCUUCCAAAGACUAAAAUGCAUUCCAUAACACUUUAAAAAGGGGGAUUUAAAAAGCCUUUUGAAUAUGCUAUUCCUAAUACAUUUUACAGAUGAAUAUCCGUAUCAUGAACACCGACCUCUAGAUAGAGUCAAAUGGUGUCAACCUCACCCCAUUUUUCAUAUUUUAAUGGACGGGAAAGUCACCCCCCCCACCUUUCCAUAUCCCCAAUCCUCCGUCAAAUUUCCUGCAGAAAUUUAUGCAACUGCACGCUUCAUGUUAGAAAAGUUGAUUUCAUGGGCAAGAUUACUUAUUCUCAGUCUUUAUUUACUUAAAGGACAGGAAAGACCGAAACUCAAUUGAAAUUCACAUUGGUAGUAAUAACUUAUUCCUUCCAGUAUUAAGAUGCCUUGCAAAGAAUCAUUUCAUUGUGCAAAAAUACAAAAUGCGCUUGAUACGCCGGAUACCGUCGUGGAUGCCUUGGCUUGUUGUUAGUAAUUCCCUUUGGUAACGUGUUAAGGUAUGGUAAAAUCUGAAGAAUUGUGUUUCAUAGUAUUUUUAACUUUGUGCCGAUGGUCAAGCAUAAAACGUCAAUAACUGGAAUUCUAACUUGGAUUUAUCAGUACACGUUGUUUUAAAUUGUAUGACUGAAGUUUUCUGGUAAGAAAAUGAUUGGAACAGAAAUUUUUAUAACCAAUUAAUAUACGUUUCCGAAAUUACAGAGUAUUGAAACAUUUACCUGGCCUUAUUCUUUUUUCUUGGGAAUUUUCUGAUGUUAGUUACUUAACAUUUCCGUCACAAAAAGAUGCACAUGACGUAGUGGCUAUAUAGCAAGUUGGAAAACGCCGCACAAUAGCUUAGACACGUAUAAUGGAUGCUCGAGGCCUCUUAAAUUACAAACGCACUAAAAACAAAUUUUUCGUCUGUGUUAGUCUCCUUGUAGUAAAGUAUAGAUUGCCUGUUAUAAUUAUCAAUUCAUAUCUUGUUCAAGUUUUGAAAUUGAAUGUGAGAAAAUGUUAUAUAUUAAUUUUCUUGAUUUGUUAGGUUGUCGAUAAAAUUUGUUGUACCUAAAAACAUUUUUUCGAGCAAAAUUCACCAAUUUUACAAGUUGCACGUAAUAAACUCAAACAGAAACAGGUAUAACCUAUAGAUUUGUUAUUUUCUGAAUUGUUUCGAAACUUUAACUUGUUUGAGAGUCAGAUAAAUUCUAUAAACCAAACCUGGUUUUGUAUUUCUACUGUAUCAUUACAUAUUUUUGGUAUCAUAAGCAUAAAACUGAAAUUGCUUAGCAUAUAUAGUUAACACUGCUUACGAAUAACAUAGCUUUUGACAUUUCGAUUUAUCACGUUUAUAACUGAGUAUUUGCCAGACGGAUUGAUUUAGGUCGGAAAUUUUCUGAUCUCAUUUGUUGACAGUUGCUUGCAAUGCGAGUUGUAAAUGAAGGUCAUAUCGUGGUUGUUUAACAAGCUGAAAAAUGAUCACUUAUUUUCCCAAAACAUGAAUACUUAUGAGAUCAUUAAUGCACUUUGCUUGCCAACCUAGUUGGACGAAAGCUUGUUUUUCUUAAUUUGUGAAAAUGAAAGCCGAAUAUCAUUACUCCGCUAUUUUUUCUACUUUGGAAGAGUCAUCUACGUCCAUGGAGACUAAGAGAGUUCUGCUGUACAGAGUGGUUUAAGAGAAUGUGCUCACAAUAUUUAGGUAAAGCAUCGACGCCGUAGUUGUUCUGAGGUGCACUAUGGAGACGUGAAGAAUAUGUAGUGUACCUUUGUCAAUUAUUUAUGAAUAGUUUGUUUAUUUGUACUUAGAAAAUUUGAGUAGUAUUUUUGCCUGAAAUUCAUUAAUAUAAAUGUAUAUGUAUAGUAAUAACGAUUGUCGCUUUUAAUUACACGCCUUUAUAGUCGUAGGUAUUGUUGUAAUAAACGUUUGCGCCCAUGUCACGAACUACACGUUCUGCCCGCCUGC